This is a messenger RNA of Diprion similis, 1877 nucleotides long. RefSeq names its product activating signal cointegrator 1. Gene Ontology annotation, cellular component: nucleus. Gene Ontology annotation, molecular function: transcription coactivator activity; zinc ion binding. Bases 72 to 1598 code for a protein of 508 amino acids. Gene Ontology annotation, biological process: positive regulation of DNA-templated transcription. Lineage: Eukaryota; Metazoa; Arthropoda; Insecta; Hymenoptera; Diprionidae. The transcript is spliced from 10 exons. The record is from RefSeq and is a predicted model, not a curated record.
GAGCGCUCGACAUCCCAUCUGAUCCUGGGCUUUCGACGAUAAUCAGCAAGAAAGAAGUAUCUAGAAGUGAAAUGGAAAAGUGGCUCCAAGAAAAUUUAUCCGGCUUAUUGGACUUUCCAGUACCAACUGAUUUAACAUCGUACAUUCUACAAAUGCAAAAUGCAAGAGACUUGGAUGAAUACCUCAAAACUUUGCUCGACUAUGAUAACCCAAAGCACAGACAGUUUGUUUCGGAAUUGAAAAAACGUCAAGCCGGGAAUAACGAUCUUAUGGGAUAUAAGAAAUCGAGCAUAUCAGAAACUUCAAUCAAUCCAAAGCAAAAUGACAAGAAAAAAGGCAAAUCUAAAGGGGCGAACCAACAGACACAGAUGCAGGAGAAUAUAAAGCCAGAGAGGGUGGAGAAGAAAAAGACAAAAUUCGUCAAUCUCUAUUCACCAGAAGGUCGAGAUAGAGAGACGAUAAUGUUGAAAGGUAGACAUAAGUGUAAUUGCGAGGCCAAAAAGCACAGCUUAAUAAAUAACUGUAUCAGUUGUGGAAGAAUAGUCUGCAGCCAAGAAGGGGCAGGACCCUGUUUCUGUUGCGGAGAUCUUGUAUGUUCACCUGAACAGCAAGCACUUCUUUCAAGCAAUAGCAGGCAGGCUGAUAAUCUUUACAAUAAACUAAUGGAUCAAAAGCCACCCAAGGAUGUGGAAGAAUCCCUCAAACACAGAAACAAACUACUUGAAUAUGAUCGUAACAGUGCACGGAGAACAGAGGUCAUUGACGACGAGUGUGACUAUUACCAGACAAAUAGCGUAUGGCUUUCAAAUUCUGAACGAGAAAAAUUAGAGAAAUACGAAAAUGAUGUCAGAGCUAAGAAGUAUGGGUCACGUUUGAAUAGAAAAGUCACUCUUGACUUUGCUGGAAGAGAAGUAAUUGACGAUGCUGCCUUCACAGAUGAAGCGAAUGAUCAAGUCUUGCGCAGUAUCACUGAAUUUAAGUCUAGUAGUACCACUAUGUCUAGUAACGCAUGUCCAACCAUAGAAUUCAAUCAACCAUCGUAUGUGGACGUUGGAAUGUUGGAUUCAAAGAGAUCGAAGAACCUAAAUACUACUUCAUUUGGCUGCAGUCGAAUACAGGACAAGGAGUUUUUGGAAAUGGUUGACGAAGGCCUAUGUCUGAGCAUGCAUCAACCUUACGCAUCGCUUCUUACCUCCGGAAUCAAGACCCACGAAGGGAGGACAUGGUAUUCAGCACAUAGAGGCAGACUAUGGAUAGCAGCAGCUUCAAAAGUACCGUCAACCGAAGAAAUUACUGCGUUAGAGAAUAGAUAUCGCGUUUUAAAAAAUGAAAGCAUCAAGUUUCCCAAAAGCUAUCCAACUGGAUGCUUACUAGGCUGUGUCACAGUGGUCGAUGUUCUCUCUGAAGAGGAUUACCGUAAAAAAUAUCCCGACGGGGAUAGCGAGAGUCCGUAUGUAUUCAUAUGUGAAGACUGUCACGAAUUGCCAGUAAGAUUUCCUAUGCAAGGCAAACACAAAAUAUAUAAAUUGGAUAGCAAAAUACACCGGGCAGCAGUUAACUCUUUGCAGAGGAAAAUGAAGCUUCAAGCUGGGACCUAAUUUUCAAAUAGUCACUGUAAAACGCCCAAAACUUUUGAAAUAGCCAAUGGAAAAUAAUAGGCGUUGUAUUUAAUAUUUCCUACGAGCUUACUUGAGGACAUCCCACCAAUCCUUACUGUCAAGGUACUCCAUGAUUUUAUCCAAUGUUACAGUUAUUGAAGAGAUACAUUAACGAGAUCAUUUGUUCCAAAGGGUUGUAAGAACUUAUAUGAUAUUGAUGAUCACACUAAACUUAUUAAAAAUAAUUAAACAAAUGAAAAUACAAACAGUGUACUUACU